CCUGGAGCGACCUGCGCCCCGCGCCGCCGAGCAGGUAACGGCCCCGCGCCCCCGGGGGUCUCCGCAGCCGGGGGUGUCAGGCGGAGCAGGACAGAGCCGGCACUGACGGAUUCUGUUGAUCUCUGGAAGUUGGGGCUUGCGCCCUACUGGAUUGAGAAGUGCCCCCACCCCUUUCCCAGCCAUGCUAACUGCAGGAUGAAGCUCGAAGCUGUUGUGGAGCAGCUGCAAAAGCAGCAACAGCAGCAGCAAGCUCCUCUGCAGAUGGAUUCCAGGGAGAGACAGCAGAGGCAGAUCAGAGAGGCCCAGAUGCUGUAUACUCAGCAGCUGGCUGCCCAGCACGCUGUUCUAGCAGCCACAUCUGGCAGAGCUUCAGGCGGCUCUGCUGUUGGCCCUCUGGCCAGAGUCCCACCUGUAGCUGGGGCUGCCCGAGCUUUUGAUCAGAGCAGCAUGAACUCUGAUCCUGAGGAGGAGGAAGAGGAAGACGAAGAAGAGGAGGAUGAGGAAGAGGAAGGGGGUUUGGAAGGUGGAGAUCUUGAGGAUGGCACCGAAAUGACUGGGAAAGAUGCCUGUUCUGCUUUGAAGUUUUUUCAUUCUCCCAAAGUGGCCCAUCACAACCAAAGAGUGGCUUCUACCUCUAAUCCCACCCCAGGACAUCAGCGAGGACAGCCAGUAAAGGAAGAGCAGGGUAAAGACACUACUAAACAACCAUAUUCAGAUUCCCCAUCUGGGCGGCAGCCCUGGAGAUUGGAUGAUCAGCUCAAGCAGAACGGAAAUCUGAGUUGGAGCGAAGAAGCUGAUGGAGGCCGAGGAAGAGAGAUCUCUCGUGACUUUGCCAAGCUGUAUGAACUGGAUAGUGACCCUGAGCGGAAGGAGUUCCUGGAUGACCUUUUCAUCUUUAUGCAGAAGAGGGGCACCCCUAUCAAUCGGAUCCCCAUCAUGGCAAAGCAGAUCCUCGAUCUAUACAUGCUGUACAAGCUGGUGACUGAGAAGGGGGGGUUGGUGGAAAUCAUCAACAAGAAGAUAUGGCGGGAGAUCACCAAAGGCCUUAACCUGCCCACCUCUAUUACCAGUGCAGCGUUUACACUUCGGACCCAGUAUAUGAAGUACUUGUAUGCCUACGAAUGUGAGAAGAAGUCCCUAAGCUCUCCUGCUGAGCUACAGGCUGCUAUUGAUGGCAACAGGCGGGAAGGCAGACGGCCCAGCUACAGCUCCUCCUUGUUCAGUUAUUCACCCAGCACCACAGGGUCUCCUUCCCUCCUGUCUCCCCCAAAGAUCCGCUUCCCGAUCAUUGGCGUCACCCCAGGCAGUGGAACCAGCAGCCCUCGUGUCUCUCCAGCAACGGCUGUCAGGAAAGGUGAUGGUGUCCCUUUGACUGUGUCUAUGCCAAAUCGUAUCGCCAUGCCAGUGGCCUUGGCUAACCAGCAGGCAACUGUAGCAGCAAGGACAGCAACUCUGGAACAGCUGAGGGAGAGGCUGGAAUCUGGAGAGCCUCCAGAGAAGAAAUUCUCACGGAUGACAGAGGAAGAGCAGCGGCUUGUCCAGCAGGCACUUCAGCGCAAUCUCUUCAGCAUGGCACGGCAGAUCCCCAUGAAGAUCAAAAUCAAUGGCAGGGAGGAUAAACCGGAUUCAGCAGCGGCGGCAGCAGCAGCAUUGAAUUUGUCACCGAGCGGCAUUGGGAGCAUUAACAUGUCUGUGGAGAUUAACGGCACGAUCUAUGCUGGAGUGCUGUUUGCCCAGAAGCCGGUUGUCCAUCUCCUUGCAGGAUCCAACACCCAAAGCACCUGCAGCAGCAGUAGCAGCAGCAGUUCCCACUGCUCUCCCAGCCCUACCUCAUCCAGGGGCACUCCCAGUGCAGAGCCCUCAACCAGCUGGUCUCUCUGACGGAUGGGGGAGCUUGUUGUCUCUCACACUGGCCUCGGGCGGUCGUGUCCUCUUUGUUCAAGGCAGGGAGCGAGCCUGGAAGGAGUCGCACAGAUUACCUCAUCUCAAAGAACCUGCUUUGUGGUUGGCCGACAGCGAGAUGAUAAAACCUUCCAUGCUGGCGAGUUUUCUCUUCAGGAGCGUCGCCUGUUUGUUCAAUCUUUUUCUCUUCUUUUUAAUUUUUGUUUCAGGUUUCCAGCUAGGGGAUAGGGUCAGGGGAAGGGGACACACAUGGCGUCUUUCAAUCAGGGAUCAUCUUUAGAGGCUGCGGGUUUGUAGAGGACUGAGACAUCACCAUGGCAGGUGAAAGGAGAAGAGGUUGGUUAUCGGGUUGGAAGAUCAAUUCCAGCUCUCUAACCAUGAGCUACGCGGGCUUUCCCAACACAGUGUAUUGACAAUCGUAUGCCCAAAGGGACCUGGGUCUCUGCCUCUUUUAUUGGUUCCCUCUUGCUGCAGACAGCAACAGCAUUUGUGCAGUUAUACAGCAGGCAAACCAUUCAGUCCUCCCCUAAGUUCAACACACUGAUGUUCUCACCUGAGUGUGCUCACCUUGCUCUUUAGCCUAGCCUGUUUCUGGUUUCGUGGGAGACUUGAAUGACUUCUGUCCUUAUUCUUAUCCUGCCCUCCUCUCAUCUACGUCUCAAGGGUCCUGGGAGGAUGCAGAGGACUGUCCCAGCUCUGUGUUCAGUGCACAGAGAUGGAAUGUCCCAUCUCUCUGUUGGAUGCACAGAGUGGAGUACUGUGUCCAGUUCUGAGCGCUACACUUCAGGAGGGAUGUGGACAACAUGGAGAGGGUCCAGAGGGGGGCCACUUGCAUGGUCAGGGGGCAACAGGGCAGGCCCUAGGAGGAGAGGAUAUGGGUCCUGAACCUGUUCAGCCUCCACAAGAGAAGGCUGAGAGGGGAUCUGAUGAACAUCUAUAAACUUACCAGGGGGGACCAGCAGGGAACGGGAGAGUCCCUUGUGACCUUACCAACUAUGAAACUAUGGAAAAGACCUCUUCGGUCCAGCUAGUUCACUCUUCUGGCUGGGUCAAGCCUGUUCCCAGCAGUCUUGUUCCAAGGCCUAACUUAGUUUUAAACACCUAAAGCCUGGGGCUUGCACAUGUUCCCUUGGAAAAGUGUUACAAAGUUUAGAUCCAUCAUUGUGACCUUGGUCCUUAUAAUUUGCCUGAAUCGCUUGUACUUACCCCUAGUUCUGACCUCCUGACACCGAAGGGUUGUAACUAAGUUUGCUCUAAGUACAGACUUCCCAAAGCACCCUGCUCUUUGCGGUGUAUUUAAUUAGCCUCUCCAUGCCUCCUCCUGUGCACACAGCGAUAGCGGUCCAAAAGGAGAUACCCAGUGACGCUGGAAUUCUGUUGAACCCUGGGUGCAUGGUUGUUAAUGCAAUACACAUUUCUCUGUUGGUCUCUUAACAAUUCCUCUGUAGCCUUGUCCUCUUCAUUCAGUGUUUCUAAGGCUGGCUUGGGCAACAGGAAAAGGAGUAGGCUGAUCCUACUCAGGACAAUUCAGUUGUGAUGGCAUCCCUGGUGAACAAGGACACUCACCUCCUGGAUGCAGAGGGAGGGAAAGAAAAUCUAGCCCUCACUUUCCCCACUCCCUCCUUUCUCUUUCCAGCUGAGGGAAGCCUAGGCUUGUGUUUCUUUCUUUGCCUGCCCAGUUGACUCCUUGGCUUUUUCCCAGAGACCCAUCUUCUUGCUCUGCCCCUGCUCUCCAAAAGCACUGGUGACCUCUCUCUUGUGGACCUGAGCCCCUCUCCAGCCUGCCGUGGUGACGUCUCCCAUUGUACAGACCUAAUUCAGGGUUUUUGAGCAGAUGAAAUACCUCAGAUAAUAUGUACUUGUUUUUGUUUUUACCUCUUCAGGAAGUAUUGGCAUAUCUUAAGAGUUUGUUUUUAUAUGUGUUUUGCUACUUUGUUUUUAUUUUUAUUUUUUACUGUAGCACCAAAGACAGAAAAAAAGCUGAGUGAAGGAGCAGGUGGCCUCUGUCCUUAGACUAUAGCAUAGAGGCAUGUCUAACAGCAUGGUCCCAGGAUGUAGGCAGGAGCAAGGGGGUGAGAGCAGAGGGCAGAUGCAGGUAGAAGAGGAAGGGGCAGAUGUAUUUCUCAGGCAGGCUUGAGUUUUACUGUCUCCCCUCAAUUAUGAACAAUCAUGUCCCACAGGUGGCCCCAGUUUAACUUACAGAACUCUGCCAUCUAGUGCUCGGCUUAUCAUUGGCAAGUUUUCUUAGCCCAGCUUUGAAGGUAACAAUACUGUGAACACUACUGAUUUUUCUAGACCUCUUACAGCACAGGGCCGGCCUUCUGGCGCAUUAAAACAUGGUUCAGUCUUGUGCGUUCAUGGCCAAACUCCUAAACUGUGCUGUGGUGUUGUGUUUUACCUGUACAAUCCAGGUGCACAGACACAGGGCUCAAUCCUGCCUACAUUAUUAGUUCAAACCAUGUUGUGUACUAACUUUCCGCGACUUUCUAGCUUUCGGUGGAGCAGAAGGGAUCAAGGUACUGGAUGUUAUCUAGCCCUUGUUUCAUUAAGUUCUGCAUUACCAAACUGCUUAAUAACCUUUCUGUUGAGUGGGUUGUAAAUACAACUCAGCAUGAGUGUGAGCCACAAGACAACCCCACAGACAAAAUCAUCAGCUAGCUCAAAACCAGUUACCGCAGCAGAGAUCAGGUUGGAAGCUUGCCAGAAGCUCCUAUUUGAUGCCUCUGUACAAAUGUAAAUGAAGUGCACUAAUUUAAAACUAAAAGCCUCCGCCCAGUUUUUAGUCGGCUUUUUAAAUCCCUGUUAUAAUAAACAGAAAUGAUUCUGUUUUCAGGAAAAUCCCACCAUGGGUUAGUUUUCCUCUCAUCUUGAAGUUCCAGGUGAGAGGGGUGAACACACGGACAGCAUUUUGGGUCUACAAUUUUAGGCACCUUUGCUGUAAGAGGCCUAUCUGUAUUAAUUUUAUAUUGCAUAGCUUGACUGGUCUUAUUAGAAGCCACAGUGACAUCCUUUUAUUGGGCCAUUAUAAUGCACCUACCAUGGGUCAGAUUCUGCUUUGAUAUGCCCUGUCUCUUGCUGUCUUCAGUGCAAGUUACAAAUGCCCAUGCAUUUAGAGAAGGAUAGAUCUUGGCCCCAGUAUAUUUGCUUUGCAUAUAAUGCAGAACUCCAAGACAUUUCAUCGUCUCUCACUCUAAGAUUCUUUUUUCCCCAAACUCUGUGAAUAAUUAUGAUUGUCUUGCUUCUUUAGUUGGGUGGGCUAGGGAAUUAUCUCCCAAGGGCGAGGUAGGGUGGGGGGGUGGGGAUUCCUGCUUUUUCCUUAUGCUUUCUUCUCUGGUCCCGGGGAGCAGAGGUUUGUAAUGAGUGUUUUGCUUGUGUAUCACACGCUAACAUUGUGUUUUCUUGCACAGAAAGCCACUGGAAUCACUGAACCGAUAAACAGCUUUGACACUACUAAAGUAUUAAUGCUCAUAAGCUUUACACAACUAGACUGGAAAUAGGCAGGGACUAACAGAUUGUUUUUUUUUGUUUUUUGGGGGGGUUUUUUAAAUCCAAUUCAGGGAAAGGAUAAGGUUGGGACGUGUAACAGAUACCUCAGUGAAAUAAGCUGCAACAAUAAACUGUUCCCUUUCAUUAUCUGGCUACAAGGAUCAGCCAUUCAGACUGUGAAAACUAACCCUCUCCCUAGCCUGGGUAUGAUACUGGCACUUGCAUGAUGCACAUUUUGCUUAGAUCCAGAUAUUUUUGCUGAGCUGCCAGGUUUUAGGGACAGGGAAUAUGUAGAAACCAGCAGCAUAUUGGGGGGUAGGGGAGGAGGAGGAAGACUGAGGGGGUCCAGGAUCUCCUCAGCUCCGAUCCAUAUCACUCAGAUUGUUGACGAUUGUAUGGCAAUCAGGGGUUUUGAUAUUGCAGGAAGGACUGUUUCUUGUGUGAAGUGUUCCAUUUUGCCGUGUGGCUGAUUUUUUUUUCUCUCUGAACACCACACCAGCCAGAGCUUUACAGCAAGCAGCCAAAAGCACCCAGCUGGUACGCGAGGCCACAGUGGUCCGGCAGCAGCUGAAUACUCCAUUGUUCAGAAGGAAGGUGGGUACAGCCCUGCUGUGUUGGGUUGCAAGCCAGGCCCUUGCAGAGAGGGUUACCACCUGCCCUCCAACUGCAGAUACCAGCAUGUUCUGGGAAGGCAGGAACAUGGAGUCCAGCUCAGAAACAGGACUCUUCAAGAAGUUUCAUAGAAAUAAGCUGCAUGACGAGCCAGCUCCCAAAGCAAAUGUGCACAUGUCUCACAGAGUUCUUUGGAUGCUGCGUACGCUCUCCAAAUGGAUCCAGACUAGAAGACAUUUUAACCAAACAGCAGCAGCCUUGCUACUAGUUUUCUUACCUAUUUAAAAAAAAAAAAAAAAGAAUAAAAUGUGAUAGCCUAGGCAGUGGAUAAAUACCUCAGACGUCUCCUUCCAACAAGUGUCUGUAUAUGUUGUUGUUGGGUUUUUCUAUCUUACACGUUAUCUGAAUGUUUAUAUUCCAAUAAACUUCUACCUCUUCACAUGA
Molecule: messenger RNA, 6444 nt
Organism: Alligator mississippiensis (American alligator)
Lineage: Eukaryota; Metazoa; Chordata; Crocodylia; Alligatoridae
Gene: ARID3B
Product: AT-rich interaction domain 3B
Exons: 9
Coding region: 196-1881 (561 amino acids)
Biological process (GO): regulation of transcription by RNA polymerase II
Cellular component (GO): nucleus
Molecular function (GO): DNA binding
Source: RefSeq, a predicted model, not a curated record